GUAUACCAUCUUUCCCUUCAUAUUCGCAUUAUAAUACAAGACCUUAGAUAUUCUUUAACAUCACCACAUUCCCCCGACUCUAUCAGCAUGCCUCAAACACGAGCACAAGCAGCAUCAGCUUCGGCCUGUGUCCGUCCUGCGCGGAGGCAGCAUCGACGCUGCUUGAAAGAAGUUCGUAUUCCUGCACCCAACCCGCAUACCUCCCCAUCCAUCAACAAGGAAAAAGAAGAGCAAGAGAAAAGUGCAGCAAACACCUCCAGUCCACAGAUUCCCAACAUGAGAAAACGCAAGCUAGAGGACAACACAGGAAGAACCCAGCACAACCCUACUAAAACUACACCUGUUCAAGUGAGCGAGCAAGCGCAUCUGCUGGCCUCGAGCAACACACCUUUAAAAAGUAAUACCAACAACAAUGCACCACUCCAACUUGCAGCGGUUAGAACAGUCUUCAACGCCGCAUUACAAACCCCUGCUUCCCCUCCUACACUACAACACGCCGAAAUCCUAAGCGCCCUACAAUUUAGCAUAGAAGACUAUAUUACCAACAUGCACCAUCCUGAUUGGCAGCCAAGGCCAAACGCGCUUGCAUAUGCUCCCAAUGUGGUAUUCCAGGUGCUCACGGAACUGCAUAGGAUUGCGAUACGCGCUGCUACUACUACUAGAGAGUGCGAGCAAGGAGUCGAGGGUGUGGAGCUGGGCGUGGAGGCGCUUGCGCAUGCGCUGCUGUGGGGCGGGAGGAUGCUUCGGGGUGCGGGGGAGCAGUGGGGGGAAGGGGGGACGGAGAUGCACAUGGCGGUUUAUGGGUUUGUGGAGCAGGUGGUUGAAGUGGGUGAGAGCAGGAGAGGUAGAUGAUUGGGAUGUGAAUAUGCUGGUUGAGAACUUGUACGAGUGAGUAGGGCUUCGAAAUUUUAUAUCGUUCUCAUUGUGUUUACAGAUAGCCAUCUUCCCUAUGGUGAUGGUACUGCUUUCCUUCCCCAUAGCUCUUGCCUA
Messenger RNA from Cucurbitaria berberidis CBS 394.84, 990 nucleotides. RefSeq lists its product as uncharacterized. The transcript has a single exon. The record is from RefSeq and is a predicted model, not a curated record. NCBI's taxonomy places the organism in Eukaryota, Fungi, Ascomycota, Dothideomycetes, Pleosporales, Cucurbitariaceae. The coding region runs from base 88 to 852 and encodes 254 amino acids.